This is a messenger RNA of Grammomys surdaster, 1287 nucleotides long. RefSeq names its product zinc finger protein 239-like. Lineage: Eukaryota; Metazoa; Chordata; Mammalia; Rodentia; Muridae. The transcript has 2 exons. Bases 1 to 1044 code for a protein of 347 amino acids. The record is from RefSeq and is a predicted model, not a curated record.
AUGGUAUUUAUCUGUGUGAAAGAAACCGAGCGCUUUUCGGCCGCGAUGGAAGUGGCCAGGGAGAAUCUAGAUGGGGCGAAGCUGCUGGAGAACCCGACAUCAAAAUUUCUGGGAGCCUCCAGGUCGCCCCUGGAUCGCGAGGCCGUGCUACAUGAGCGCCCCCUCCUGGCGCGGCCGGAACAACCAGCCCCCGAGGAAAAAUUGCUGGACCUGCAGUACUUAUGUAGGUCAGGCUCUGGCCCCGAGGAAGAAGCCUUUGCCAAGACCAGUGAUCCUGCAGUCCCCAAAGCUUUCAAGUGCAGGAAUUGUGGGCUGGCUGUACUCAGCCUCUCUGACCUCAUUCACCAUCAAAGCAGCCAUGGGUGUGACCGACCUUACAGCUGUCCAGAGUGUGACAAAAGCUUCCGGCGUGGCUCAGAUCUGGUUAAGCAUUACAGAGUUCACACCGGUGAAAAACCAUACCCCUGCCCAGAAUGUGGCCGUUGCUUCAGCCUCAGCUCUAAUCUCACUAAACACCGGCGUUCUCACUCAGGUCUCCGGCCUCAUAAGUGCAUGGAGUGCGGAGAGGCCUUUGGUCGCAGUGCAGACCUAGCAAAACACCAGCGGGUGCACACUGGGGAAAAGCCCUAUGCUUGUGCUGAGUGUGGUAAGACUUUCAGGGUUAGCUCCAACCUGAUCCAGCACCAGCGUACUCACACUGGUGAGAAACCCUACCGCUGUGGACUCUGUGGCAAGAGUUUCAGCCUGAGCUCUAACCUUUUACAGCACCAGCGCUGUCACACAGGUGAGAAACCCUACUUCUGUGCCUGGUGUGGAGACAGCUUUGGGCGCAGUUCCUAUCUGCUGGAACACCAGCGUUCACACACGGGUGAGAAGCCCUACAAUUGCUGUGAGUGUGGCAAGAACUUCACCAACAGCUCAAACUGCCUGCGGCACCAGCGCACUCACAAUGGAGAACCGCCCUUCAGGUGUCUUGAAUGUGGACGUGGCUUUAGUGAGAUCACCAUGUUCACUGAACACCAGCGUAUCCACUUGAGCAAGUGACCUUUCCAGAAUGUGGCAGAAAUCUUACACCACAGCUCCAUCAAUGUUCACACAUGGGCAAGAAACCCUAGAAGUUUCCUGAUUGCAGCUAGUAUUUUGUGGACAACACUAGCAUAUGCACAUAGGCAAAAGCCUUGCAGAAAGUUUGCCAAGAGCUUCAGUCAGAUUUCCCACUUGCUCUUCUACCAGGUGACCCACAUUAGCAAGAACAUCUCCAUCUGCCUGUAAUAUGGCAAAGCCUUU